AUGUCCGAUCGCGCCUCCUCGGCGUCAUUCCGGUUAGGGCCUCCUUCGCCAUCAUCUCCCGCCGCUGGGUCUCUAAAAGCGAACCACCCUUCUUAUACUUCAACCGAACACACCCCACAGACCCCGACAUCUCCUCCGUUGAUGUCGGUAAGCGCUCAGAACUAUGCCUCCAAUUUCGCAUCCUCGCAAACAUCACCUGGCCAGGCAACGUCACAACCUGCAAACCUCUCCUCGCCACCCUCUUCCGUGCCGAUGUCUACUCAAGCCUCACAGCAACCAACAGUAGGUACAACAAAUUCGUUCCCGACACCGGCUAGCAGUGUGAACGGUCACUUCACGGGGGCAACGCCUGUUGAUGAUAGCGAACAGACAGAGAAAUCAUUCGGGCCGGAAAUGGGGGCGACAUCCACAACAGAUAUGAAUGCGCCCAUGCAACAGACAGAAUAUAGACGGACAGACCAUGAUCGGCAGUCGGAAGGGCCAAGUGCGCAAACCGGAAUCCGCGAUUUUGGGAACACGGGCGGCCAGGAUAUGCUGAACCAUGGCGAUGCCAUGGAUAUUGACAAGGGAACGGCAGAUCUUUCUAACUAUGAAUCAAGUUUAGAAUCUCUGCAAAAGGAGUUUACGUCGGCCUUCCAUCUUUGCAAAAGCUCCCAUAUUGCGACUGGUCCGGACCCGUCGUAUGAUCUUGUUUCCUUGUACGGGCUUGGUCCGGUUGCGAAAUCGGUUGCAAGGAUGGAUCCGGUAACUGGGGAGAAAAUCAACAGACUAAGAAAGUCCUACGAAGGCAAACUGAAAGGCCUAGGCUUAGCUGGGAGAAACAAACCUGUGAAGCAUGAACCCGGUAUGGCCGGUGGGCUGAGACAAAUGACGAUGUGGCCGGAAGAAGAGUGGCAAAACCAGAAGGUGUUCGGGAAAGAGAUCAAGGUUGCUGAUAUGGAUUCAGCGUUGUAUAACCUUCAGAUGAGAGCCAUGAAAAUGGAGCCGGGCACAGUUACGAACAACGAUUAUUGGGAAGAUAUCCUUGGUCAUGAAAAGCAGUCGAAACAUGCUGGAAGUGGGGAUGGUAGCAAGAAGACUGCGACACCUUCCAAUGGCGCACGAGUGCCCAGUCAUGCGAAUGGAACACCCACUGCAACUGAGCCGGAGCGGGCUCGGCCCAGUCGGGGACGCAAAAGGCAUUACGAUGACAAUAGCUUUGUUGGCUACGGCGAAGGCUACGCAGACGACGAUGAUGAUGGCGCAUUUUAUUCCAAUAGCGAAGGAAUUAGCAAGAAGAAACGGAAGAAGGUAUAG
Messenger RNA from Aspergillus bombycis, 1296 nucleotides. RefSeq lists its product as uncharacterized. Gene Ontology annotation, biological process: regulation of transcription by RNA polymerase II. Gene Ontology annotation, molecular function: transcription coregulator activity. The record is from RefSeq and is a predicted model, not a curated record. The transcript is spliced from 2 exons. Bases 1 to 1296 code for a protein of 431 amino acids. NCBI's taxonomy places the organism in Eukaryota, Fungi, Ascomycota, Eurotiomycetes, Eurotiales, Aspergillaceae. Gene Ontology annotation, cellular component: mediator complex.